AUGGACGUACAGACCACGAUGAUGACAAAGAAUCCGCCUGACUUGACAGGAUUACAAAAUUCAGUGGUUCAGUCUUUCAAAUACUUUUCUGAAAUUCAACAACUCAAAAUUGUAGGCAAUGUUAAUCAAGAAAUUCUUAAUAAAAUUUCGGAGGAGAGAAAUAAUUUUCGAGAUUUUGCCGAAGAAUCAAUAAAUCACAGUCUCUUAAUGAAAACUCAUGCUAGCGAUUUGGUUACAUUUGCUGAGUGCUGUGAAGAUAAGAGCAUUAGUGAUGUUGAGCUGUUGGAAUUCUUAAGAUCAUGUUUGGAUGAUGCCAAGUCAAAUAAGGAGAUAUCCAUAUCAUUAAACGACAAACUUAAGGGAAUUAGGAAUCGCUUGGGAGAUGUAAAUAACGAAAAAACUAUGGAAAAACAGAAGAAUUUAUCUAAAAAAAUUAGUGAAGCAGAUAAAGUAACAGAUAAUGCAAUGAGUUGGGUCGUAGCUGCGGUGGCGGCAGCUCCGUUCACCGGUGGGGCAUCGUUGGCUGCUGUUACUGUUGCGGAAGCUAUUGCGGAAGCUAUUGUUUUGAUAGUCUCUACUACGGUCGCUGGAGCUUCUGCAAUUCGCAGUUCCUUUCUAAAUAAAUUAAAAACUAUUCUACCAGAAAUUAAAAAAAACCUGGAUAAUAUUGAUAUGAUGUUAUCUCAAUUUGAAUCUUAUUGGGAGAUUCAAAUUGCCGAAAUUGAUGACAUCAUUAAUAAGUUGGAAAGUAAUAAAAAUAAUAGCAAUGGAAAACGAAUGAUAAAGCCUGUAGCCAGGGCUAUUUCAAAAAAAGCGAAAUCAAUUCAAGAAGAUUCUCAUAUUUACAGUAAAUUUAUGCGAGAUGCUGUGAAUGCUGAUAAGAUUGGUAGGAAAUUAUGUAAUUAA
This is a messenger RNA of Funneliformis geosporum, 906 nucleotides long. The record is from the annotation of a GenBank genome assembly. NCBI's taxonomy places the organism in Eukaryota, Fungi, Glomeromycota, Glomeromycetes, Glomerales, Glomeraceae.